Odontomachus brunneus is the source of this 2133-nucleotide messenger RNA. It is a transcript of the gene eas, whose product is annotated as ethanolamine kinase 1. Gene Ontology annotation, cellular component: cytoplasm. The record is from RefSeq and is a predicted model, not a curated record. Gene Ontology annotation, molecular function: ethanolamine kinase activity. Gene Ontology annotation, biological process: phosphatidylethanolamine biosynthetic process. The transcript is spliced from 7 exons. NCBI's taxonomy places the organism in Eukaryota, Metazoa, Arthropoda, Insecta, Hymenoptera, Formicidae. The coding region runs from base 911 to 1960 and encodes 349 amino acids.
AUUUAUAUGUGUAAUCGAGUGCAAUAUUGUGUUCCUCCUAUUCAUAGCAAUUUAAAAAUACUGUUAUUUAGAUAUUAAAUAGAAAUAGAAUAAAUUUUUUUUAUUUUCGAUACUUUCGUGACUGUAUAAAUUUACACACGAUUGUCCUAACAAUUCCAAGUAUACUCUCACAUUUUAAAUUUAUUACUGGUUUAAUUCAAAUUUUCAUUACUAGUACAAUUCCAAUAACACUCUCAUUUCAAAUAUCUCACUAUAAUAUAUAAAUUCUGAGGAAUAAUGUCUCUUAUAUAACAUUAACAUAGCAUACGUGGCACUAGCAAAACCGGAUAUUUGAUAAUUCUAUAUAAUUAUCAAUGAUUAAGUCAAUUUCAUAAAUAUACUUCAUAGUACAUUCACUUUAAAAAUUUACAUGUUACAUCAGAAUAGUUUAUGAAAGACAAAACAAACUUACAAAGUUUACACAUGUAUUUAAUAAUAUAUAUGAAAACUGAGUACUUAAAUAAAAUUUUUGUAAAAUAACUCCUCUGACACAAAAUCAAUUCUAAAGAUUCCUUUAAUAAAUUUAAGAAUUCUAUAGCACAUCUAUAUCGUCCUAAUAACUAGUUGACUGUACUACUAGACUGUAUCUACUUAUAUCGCUUAUCAGCAAAGUUAUAUAUAUAUAUAUAUAUAUAUAUAUAUAUAUAUAUGUGUAUGAACAUGACAUAUGUAUGAACAUUCACAUGACUUCCUCCAGUUGCAGUAAGGUAUUCACAGAGUUUAGAUGCAUGUACUUUACCAGAAUUUUCCAUACAAUUUGCUGUUAUUAGGCAAUAAUAUGGCUACAAAUUUGUCCUAAAUAGAACUUAAUAAUCACUUAAAAUUUAAUAAAUUUCUCAGUAGAACAAUAUUUAACAGAUAAUACUGUACUAUGGAUGUAUGUGAAGAACAUUUUGAUAUUUCAAUAGAUGAAAAUGAAAUUACCAAUGGUGCUAAAGAUAUUAUAAAAAAGAUCAGACCAUCGUGGCCUUUACAGCAACUGCAUUUUAAGACAUUUACUGAUGGAAUAACAAAUAAAUUAAUAGGAGUAUGGUACUCGAAUCAUUACACAGACAUGGUUCUGAUUAGAGUCUAUGGCAACAAUACAGAUUUACUGAUUGAUAGAAAAAGCGAAAUAGAAAAUAUCCGGAUAUUAAACAAGGCUGGUUAUACUCAUUGCAUCUAUGCUACAUUUAACAAUGGAUUCGCUUAUCAAUUUUUGGAAGGUGAUACGUUGACAGUGGAAACGGUCAGGGACCCAAAAAUAUAUCCGUUAAUAGCAAAACGUCUGGCUGAAAUGCAUUCUCUUAAAAUUGACAAUAAGACUAUAUCAAAACAAGCGUUUAUUUGGGAAAAAGCAGAGAAGUUUAUGGAAAUUAUGCCGAAAAAGUUUUCCGAUUCCCUUAAACAAAAGAAAUUCGAGAUACUGAUACAACCCUAUGCAGUAUUAGAGAAAGAAUAUCGAAUAUUGAAGGAAGAACUUUCGACAGUAAACAGUCCAGUGGUAUAUGCUCACAAUGAUCUUUUGCUAACAAACAUAUUGUAUAAUCGACAGCAGGAGAGCGUCGUUUUUAUCGAUUACGAAUAUACUGCAUUUAAUUACCAAGCAUUUGAUAUUGCUGAUCAUUUUGCGGAAUAUGCCGGGGUCGAAGAACCUGACUAUUCUUUAUAUCCGGACGAAGAAUUCCAAAAAGUAUGGUUAAGAGAAUAUUUGCGAGUGUACAAUGCAACAAAUGAGGUAUCUGAGAAAGAAGUUGAUAAAUUGUAUUGGCAAGUUACUAAAUUCGCUUCUUUGCCGCACUUCUUUUGGGGCUGCUGGGCUCUCAUACAAAGCCAGCAUUCGACCAUUGAUUUCAACUUUUUAGAAUAUGCUGCAACACGUUUUAAUGAAUAUUUUAGAUGGAAAGAAAAAAUUUCUAAAUUGAAGAUAGAUAAUGAAUAGAAAAAUAGCAUUUUUUAACAGUCAACGGUUCAUUUCAAUGGAAACAUUUCUAUAUGAUAAAUGUAUAUUGUAUUUUGCUACUCGAUAGAUAUUGUAGCAUUUGUAUUUAUGUAAAUUAAUAGUUUUAUAUAGUAGUUCUAUAUUGUCACACAAUAUAUUUGUUUUAUAUAGUA